Messenger RNA from Recurvomyces mirabilis, 3828 nucleotides. RefSeq names its product 3'-5' DNA helicase (gene MPH1). Gene Ontology annotation, biological process: double-strand break repair via synthesis-dependent strand annealing; interstrand cross-link repair. The coding region runs from base 1 to 3828 and encodes 1275 amino acids. Gene Ontology annotation, molecular function: 3'-5' DNA helicase activity; ATP binding; four-way junction helicase activity. The record is from RefSeq and is a predicted model, not a curated record. The transcript has a single exon. NCBI's taxonomy places the organism in Eukaryota, Fungi, Ascomycota, Dothideomycetes, Mycosphaerellales, Teratosphaeriaceae.
AUGCCUCACAGUGAUGACUUUGGCAUUGAUGACGAUGAUACUGAGUUUCUAGCUGUUGCUACUCAAGUGGAAGCAUCACCGCAUGGUGGCAAAUUCGAGCCUUCCGGCAGGCCCAUGAAGCGUAGGCGGAUACUGCAUACUGGAGCACAGGUAGAUGCAGCGGACUCGGAUGGUGCAGAAGCGCUCGAGAUCGGAGACGAAGAAGAUGGUCGGGCUGUGCCAUCGAACUUCUUCAGAUCAACAGCAGCAUUCACCCAAGAUGGCGCAGCAGACGCAGACGAAGCUGAUCCUGAAGGAUACUACUUUCCAGAAGAGCUUGGGGAGAAGCCGCAGGCUCCCAAGAAUGCAAAGUACAAGAUCCAUAUUCCUAGGAACGGCGGACAGUUACCAGACACCAUCUUCACGCAGACACAAGCUCAUCUGGACUCCAGCCCCAGCAGGAUUAGAGGUGCAGUAUGGAAGAAGCCAAAACCGCCUCCUCCGCCUCUGUUCAGCCACGGUGGCAAGUCCACCCUUGCCUCGGUUUCAUCCAGUCAAGGACCAUCGAUGCCAUUGGUGAGGCAGCAGACGACUUUACGAAACCACUUCCGAAGAGAUGAUCGGACUGGCCUAGGAGUGCAGAUGGAUGACGACGCUGCUCUUGCUGCACGUAUGCAAGCCGAGGAAGAUGGUUUGGCGGAAGAUCUGGGCAUUGCACGGAGGACGACCGCUCCGGUUGUGCCGACGACUUCGAUGGAGAUGCACAAGGAGCUCGCAGAUCUGCCUGCGGAUGCUUUCUCAUCAUCGUCACCCGAGAAAUCGCCACCAAACCCUAUCAUCGAUAUAUCGUCUUCACAGCCUGCAGCCGCCCAAGCAUCGAGAUUACGUGGCCCACAGACGGGUCUGAAGCAGAUGACCAUCUUUGGCCAGCCAGCAACGCAGGAGAUCUCUACGUCUCAGGCUGCCACGAAAAGGCACGCAUGGCCGUUGAAGGAGCGCGAGGAGCCACCGACUCACCACAAGCUGGACGAAGACGCUAUGAAGACAUGGGUCUAUCCAACCAAUCUUGGCACUAUUCGAGACUAUCAGUAUAACAUCGUCUCUCGAAGUCUGUUUCACAAUACCUUGGUCGCACUACCCACUGGUCUCGGUAAGACGUUCAUUGCAGCGACUGUCAUGCUCAACUACUAUCGAUGGACAACCAAAGCUCAGAUCGUCUUUAUGGCACCUACCAAACCACUUAUCGCUCAGCAGUUGGGUGCAUGUUUUCACAUUGUCGGCAUAUCUAGACAUGAUACUGUUCUGAUGACUGGCGAGACCACACCUGGCGCGCGAGCAGAAGAGUGGCUGGAAAAGCGACUGUUCUUCAUGACGCCCCAAACUGUGAUCAACGACCUCAAGACUGGUAUCUGCGACCCGAAAAAGGUUGUUCUGGUAGUGGUCGAUGAAGCACAUAAGGCUACGGGAAGCUAUGCAUAUACAGAAGUGAUAACUUUCUUGAGACGAUUCAAUUCUAGCUUUCGAGUUCUCGCGCUCACCGCUACACCCGGCUCAACCGUCGAAGCAGUCCAAGCGGUUAUUGACCAUCUGGGUAUUGCUCGAGUAGAGCUCCGGACCGAGCAGUCCCUCGACAUCCGACCGUACACGCACGAGAAGCAGACUGAUGUCGAGUUGUUCGACUACAGCGACGAGCAAGCUCUGAUCAUGGAGCAUAUGAGCAAAGCUAUCAAGCCAGCAUUGCAGAAGCUGAAUGCGCAAAACGCCUACUGGUCGAAAGAUCCCAUGGCGUUAAGUGCGUUUGGUCUGACACAGUCGAGACAGAAGUGGAUGCAGUCUGACCCUGGACGGAAAGCACCAAUGUCCCUGAAGGGAAUGGUGAACUCAAUCUUCACAGUGCUCUCACAAGUCGCGCAUGGCAUUGGACUACUGAAAAAUCAUGGCAUUGGACCAUUCUACUCGACUGUGUCUAAGUUUAAGCGAGCUGUGGACAGUGGAGAGACUAAGGGCAAGAACGCAAAGGAGAUAGUGCAGUCCGUUGACUUCACGCAGAUGAUGAGUCGCAUGAACGAUUGGAUGAAGGACCCCGACUUCAUCGGCCAUCCAAAACUAGAAUAUCUUAGAGAAGUCGUCCUCAACCACUUCCUAGAUGCUGGCGAGGGUGCACUUGGGUCUAAUGCUCCACCGAGCGCCACUCGUGUGAUGGUGUUUGCAUCGUACCGUGACAGCACGGAAGAGAUCUGCAGAGUGCUAAAGCGUAGCGAGCCGAUGAUCAGACCGCAUGUGUUCGUUGGGCAGGCCGGAAGCGCAACAUCUGAGGGCAUGAGCCAGAAGAAGCAGAAUGAAGUGAUACAACAGUUCAAGGCUGGCAAAUUCAACACCUUGGUCGCGACGUCCAUUGGUGAAGAAGGUCUGGAUAUUGGAGAUGUCGACCUUAUUGUCUGUUACGAUGCCUCAUCAUCACCGAUUCGUAUGCUGCAGCGCAUUGGCAGGACUGGGCGCAAACGUGUUGGUAAGGUCGUUCUGCUUCUCAUGAAGGGCAAGGAGGAAAAUGAUUAUGCCAAGGCUCAAGACAAUUACCAGUAUAUCCAAAAGUCGAUCGCGGACGAGAGCAAGUACAAUUAUCGCAACGAUCAGAGUCCGCGCAUCAUACCGAAGGAAGUUAAGCCUGUUGUGGACCGACGUGUGAUUGAGAUACCGAUCGAGAAUAGCCAACCUGUAGACCUGAACGAAAAGAGCAGGAAGUCAAAGGGCAAGGCCAAGAAGCGACCGCCAAAAAAGUUCCACAUGCCAGAUGGCGUGCGGACGGGUUUUGUUAAAGCAUCGAAGUUGGCAUCGGACGAUGAGGAUGGAGCAAGUGACAAACCAGUGUCGAAAACGAAGAACACGCCUGCGAAGAAGAGUGUACCCACGAGGCGAGCCAAACCAGCGCCGUCCCCAGAGCCAGAUCCGAUGCAGCUGCCCUUUCUUGGCGACGUCCUCCUGACUGACGCCCGGCAAGCGGAGCUGGAGGGCAGGUAUGGAAAUGCGGCAAAUGAUGAGGACGUGGCAAUACGAGCACCGGAUGCUACGAAGCGCAUAGACCUCAUACGCGACCUUGGCAGAACAAAGUACGUUCCGCACGGGCGAGCUGCUUUGGCAACAUCCAAGGCUUUAGCUGCAUUACACGCCGUGAAUGACGAGAAAGUCCAGCAGAUGAAAGCAGAUCUAGACACGACGAUAUUGUCUAACCCUGGUGUUGCUCGACGCAGGCUUGUGAGUCCAAACAGGGGAGAGAAUGAUUCCGAACUCGAUCUUCCAGAGCCAAAGGAUAUUACGGAAGAGCCGAAAGUCAAGAAACUCCCGGCCAAACGAGCAAGCGCUAUAAGGCCGAAGGACGCCACAGCGCAGGGAGCAGCAACGGCCAAGACUCCGCGUGGACGUCCACGCAAGAACAAAGCAAUACAUCGAGUGUGGUCUCAUGGCUCUGCAGCUAUGGAAGGCGAGGAGUCUGAGCCCGAGCCAACACCAACUGACAUGCGUAUUGGCACGCAAGGUAUCGAUCUAGGCUCGCAUGAUACAAGUGGCGAAGACAAUGAUGAUGAACCCGACAGCGAGCUGGAUGCCUUCAUUGCCAGGUCUGACGAGAUCAUUGAGACAUUAUCGAGCUCGCUUCCGGGUACUCAAGAGACGUCACAGCUAAGUCAUCAGAAGAAGGCUGGUCGUUUGCGCAGGCGACCAGCUGUCGUAUUGUCUGAUCUGGACGAAGACGAUGAGGCUGAUGCAAGUGAGGACGAUGGUGCAGAUGGCGCUGCGAAAGACCUGGUGGGGGCCAGGAAGCAGCGUGUUGUAGCCGAGAGCGAUUCAGAGUAG